This is a messenger RNA of Vigna angularis (adzuki bean), 492 nucleotides long. RefSeq lists its product as uncharacterized. The transcript has a single exon. Bases 1 to 492 code for a protein of 163 amino acids. The record is from RefSeq and is a predicted model, not a curated record. Lineage: Eukaryota; Viridiplantae; Streptophyta; Magnoliopsida; Fabales; Fabaceae.
AUGGCCCUUCUUCUCCGUCUCAAUCGUCGGAGGGCAACCAGCUCUCGCACCCUCUUCUUCUCUACUUCGAAUUCCGAUUCAAACUCCGACUCCAACUCUCCCUUCUCUUCCCUUUUCAUAGAUGUCAAGGAAAGUCUCAAACAACCCUCUUCACCUUCCUCAAACCCUCGCUCCCAACCACCCUUCGCAAACGAGAUCCUAAAAGACCUCAGCGAGUUCCGCGCCAAGACCGCUCCACCUCCGCCGGGCGACCCGUCGCAGCAGCAACAGCAAUUCUCGUUCCAGCAAAUCUACCAGCGCCAGACCGUGCAGGGGAAUCCCCCCAGAUCGGGAGAAUCGUCCUCCCCCAGCAUGGAAUCCAUUUUCGGGAGCCUGCGGAACUUGUCUGUUGCUCAAACCCCGGUGUCGCAGGGUCGUCCUAGGAUGAUCGGCGGCACGAACGCCUUGCCGCAGGCCAUUUUCGGGAAAGAGAUGAGGAAAGUGGGUACGUAG